UUAAUGGUUGCACAUGUAAACGACGACGGCUUUAUACCGCUCUAGAAAUCCUAAGGAGGGCUGCUCCCCGGCGUCUCAUCUAGGAAGUAUUCACUUGUAGUAUUCACCAAAACGAAACUACUGGGUUCAGGGGCCGGUUUCUAGAAGAAGCAGACUGUGAGUGUUUAGCCAUGGCUUGUCCUGUCAGUCUGGAGCUGGAUCCAAUCUUCCUAAAGGGACUGAGUUACCUGCACUCCAAGAGUAAAGACUCGGCUGAGAAACUCAAAGCUUUACUAGAUGAGUCCCUUUCAAGAGGAGGUGACUCGUCUUACCGUUCAUUACAAAAAGAUAUAGAGGUGUCCAAGGGGCCUGUGUCAAAACUGAGCUUAAGUAAACAGGACUCAAAGUCCUCCUCAAGUUCCUCGUCCUCCAGCAGCAGCAGCAGCAGCAGCAGCAGCAGUAGCAAAUCCAGCUCGGAAAAAAGCAAGAAAGAGUCAGAGAAGAGACCUAUCGAGAAGGUCAGGGUUGAAGUGACUGAGGUGGACCCUCCCAAAAAACCUCGUUUGGAGAAACCGGAGAAUCGCUCUUCUCCAAUUACCGUUCAGACGAGCAAAGACCUUCUGCCAAACAUCAACGACUACGAUGAGACCAAUGCUGAUGACUUUGCAAUGGAAAUGGGCCUGGCUUGUGUGGUUUGCAGACAAAUGACGGUGAGCAUGGGAAACCAGUUGGUUGAGUGCCAGGAGUGCCAUAAUCUGUACCACCAGGACUGUCACAGGCCCCAAGUGACAGACAAAGAAGUGAAUGAUCCACGGCUUGUGUGGUAUUGUGCCCGCUGCACCAGGCAAAUGAAACGUAUGGCCCAGAAACCUCCACAGAAGCCAUCUCCUGCAUCUGCAUCAUCAGCGCCUGUUGUCAAAGACACACUGGUGAAAAAGACAGAGCUUAAAGCCAAGCCUGACACAGCCAGCACCUUCCAAGCCUUCAAAAGAACAGAAUUAAAGGCAUCUGCAACAUCAGCCAAUCCCACCAACAGCAACUCCAGCUCCUCCGGCAGCGGCCUCACAGGCUGGGCUGCAUUUGGCGCGAAGACGAGCCCAUCUCUAGCUGCCAGCUCCAAACUGGGUUCCUCCGGCCCAAGCGGGAGCCACAAGACCUUGACGGCUCCCUCUGGCCAGAAACCCGCCGGGCUGUCUGGGUUAGCAGGAGCCAAAUCAGGACCUGGGAGUGCCAAGAUUACCGGGAGUGGCAACGGAAAUGGCUCGAGUCAGGCGCCUCUAAAACCUCCUCCACCACUGACUCUGGGUAAGCAGCCUCUGAACCGUUCAUCGAGCAGUGAAAGCCAAGGCAAAGGGACCGCUUCAUCAGGAGCCGGCUCCCCGAGCGGCUCAAGUGGAGGAGGCAACGGAGGCAAUAACGGAGGAGGUAACGGGAAUAAUGGGAAUGGGUCAAAGGCUGCACCGGGGGACAAAGCACCAACGUCCCAAGAGUCCCAGCUCAACGCCAUGAAACGAUUGCAACUGGUGAAGAAGAAAGCAGCGCAGAAGAAACUGAAGAAAUGAGUAGAGGGAAACCAAGAGGGGGAGGAGGUGUGAGAGAGUAGAAAAUACAUGUGGAAGUCGUGCCAGAGUAUUGUGUUUGUAUGAAAAGAGCAACUGUACAUGAGUAACACCAUCCAGUCAAAUACUUGAAUCUUGCUUUGCAUAAAUGCUGCUGGACUGUGUACCUCGUUCUGUCCAAAUAAGUCUGACCGUUGAAAAAGUGUAACUUUUCAUCAAUAAACAAUAAAUGUCUUCUUAUAAACUGGCAUUAGCAAUGAC
Messenger RNA from Cyclopterus lumpus (lumpfish), 1799 nucleotides. RefSeq names its product integrator complex subunit 12 (gene ints12). Gene Ontology annotation, biological process: snRNA 3'-end processing. Gene Ontology annotation, cellular component: integrator complex. The transcript has 7 exons. Lineage: Eukaryota; Metazoa; Chordata; Actinopteri; Perciformes; Cyclopteridae. The coding region runs from base 171 to 1541 and encodes 456 amino acids. The record is from RefSeq and is a predicted model, not a curated record.